Messenger RNA from Rodentolepis nana, 792 nucleotides. The record is from the annotation of a GenBank genome assembly. Lineage: Eukaryota; Metazoa; Platyhelminthes; Cestoda; Cyclophyllidea; Hymenolepididae.
AUGCAAACAUUAAUUAUCCUCCAUCUAAGUCUGCUUUAUACUCUAGUAACUACAACAGAUUUCAGCGGUCCUGCGGUUGUCUUGAAAGAUGCUUUAUCGACUCUGGAGUAUGCUGGCAUUUCUCUUCUUCCAGAAACUUCAAUCUAUCUUGAAUUCUAUGGACAUACACUACAGGGUCGUCUUCUUUAUGCUGAAAAUCCAUCGGUGGGAACCUUCAUAUCGCUUAGAAUUAAUCGACCCGGAAUGUUGCGCUUCGAAAUGAAACUGCCAGCAACAAACCGCAGUCAUCAGUUUACCAUUUUAAGUGCAAAACUAGAUCAUCGCGCAGAUAACUGGCAUAGUGCUACUAUACACAUCUCUUUGACCAAAAUGCUAACUGUUCUUUAUGUAGAUGGAAGCAAUGCCUAUCCAGCUCAUCUGACGGAUAAGGUGCCUGAUACGGCAAUGAAUGCCUUUGGCGACUAUCUGUAUAUCGGUCGUCUGCCACCUUACUUGAUAUCAGACUCCACCAAGGUGGUGCAUUUUACCGCAGCGAUUGAAACGUCAUUUGUGGGUAUUAUAAGAAAUAUAUUUGUAAAUAGUCGUGGUCUAAUACCUUUAAACGCUUACAAUGGCGCUGAAAUUACCGCUGGAUUAUCUUCCUGCUAUUUGUUGGACCGACGAAAACGCAAGGCUUUGAAGACAUUCAAUAUUUGCCCUCCUACAGCAGAUUGCUUAGAUAGCUCUAGCGGACCUACAUGUGGAUGUACCAAAGAAAGUCGGAGACAGUGGAUUUGCCAAUACAGUAAGUGA